AGAUCUUCUCGUCCUCUCCUUCCCUCACACAUCUGCCCAAAUGAAAAGUCCCGGGGAGGACGUCCACUGUCCCUGUCUCUGUCCCAGUUUCCAGGACUUCCAGGAUCUUCUCUCCGGCUUUUUUAAGCGAGGAAAGAGCGACGAAGAAACAGACGAUGGAACGUCAAAAAAUGAAGACUCAAACUCGGAGCACAUCGAAAACGCAGAAAUAGCCAUCUAUGACCCUUCAGUACCGCAGACUAACGACAGGAGGGCUCUCUAUAAGGCACUGUGGUCCUUCCAGUCUCGGACUGAAGCCGAGCUCUCUUUCGAAGCGGGAGACUUGUUUAAAGUGGUCGAGCAAUCGGGUGAAUGGUGGGAGGUGGAGAAGCUAGACCCUCAGGGACGGACAGAGGCUUUGGGCUUUGUGCCCUCCAACUACCUGGCGAGAGAACAGACAGUGGAUGAGCAACCCUGGUUUUUCGGAAUACUGAAUCGCUUGGAGACCCAGAAGUUGCUCUUGGCACCAGCUAAUGGGGUCGGCACAUUUCUGGUGCGACGCAGUGAAAAGGACGAGGUGGGCUCCGUGCUCUCAGUUCGUGUGAGUGAAAAAGAAGUGAAACACUAUAAGGUUUGUGAGAAUGAAAAUGGUUUCUAUGUGGACCACAACUGCACUUUCCAUGAGCUGGGGGAACUGGUGGAGCAUUACAAAAUCCAUUCUCUCAGCUCCAGCGUCUUCCUCACCCAACCCUGCACACGGCCAGAGCCAAAGCCACAGGACCUGUCCCACUGUACUAUGGAUGACUGGGAACUGCCCAAGGAGGAGUUCGUCCUGGAGGACCAGCUGGGCAGUGGGUUCUUCGCUGACGUUUACCGCGGCACCUGGAGAGGCAAGGUCAGGGUGGCCAUCAAGAUCCUCAAAAAUAAUGACUCUCUGGACCACAGGGAGUUCCAGCUGGAGACUCAAAUGCUGAAGAAGUUGCGACACAGACACCUCAUCUCACUGUUUGCCAUCUGCACCGCCAAUGUCCCCUAUUACAUCAUCACUGAGUUCAUGGAGAAAGGCAACCUGCUUAGCUUCCUGCAAGGUCAGGAAGGGCGGAGCUUGGACCCACAGGCUCUAACAGAUAUGGCGAGCCAGGUGGCUGAUGGGAUGGCGUAUCUGGAGGAGCACAACAGCAUCCAUAGAGAUCUGGCAGCCCGUAACGUUCUGGUGGGGGAGGAGUACAUCUGCAAAGUGGCUGAUUUUGGACUGGCACGGGUCAUUAAGGAGCCAUUUUAUGUGUCUGAAGACAAGAAGAUCCCAUAUAAGUGGAGUGCUCCUGAGGCCAUCAGCCAUGGACGAUUCUCCAGCAAAUCUGAUGUGUGGUCCUUCGGUAUCCUCCUCUAUGAAAUCUUCACUUACGGUGGAUCUCCUUAUCCAAGCUACAGAAACUAUGAGGUGUACCAGCUGAUCACAUCUGGAUACAGAAUGCCUGCCCCUGACGAAUGCCCGUCUCACAUUUAUGAGAUCAUGACGAAAUGUUGGAGCGGACUGGCUGCAGAAAGGCCAGACUUCAGCGAACUCAGAGUGCUUUUAGAAAAUGCGAGCAAUUACUGGACUAAAUGAUGCAACAACUAUUCAAGUCCACCAGAGGGCAGUGAAACUAUGAACCAGCUUAGAUGAAGGUUAACUAGAGAACUUGUAGAGAGGAGAAUUUACCACUCUGUAAUGUCUUCCAUGUUACUCAAACACUAGGGGGAGCUUCCG
Molecule: messenger RNA, 1729 nt
Organism: Colossoma macropomum (tambaqui)
Lineage: Eukaryota; Metazoa; Chordata; Actinopteri; Characiformes; Serrasalmidae
Gene: ptk6a
Product: PTK6 protein tyrosine kinase 6a
Exons: 8
Coding region: 41-1588 (515 amino acids)
Biological process (GO): cell surface receptor protein tyrosine kinase signaling pathway; innate immune response; protein phosphorylation
Cellular component (GO): extrinsic component of cytoplasmic side of plasma membrane
Molecular function (GO): ATP binding; signaling receptor binding; non-membrane spanning protein tyrosine kinase activity
Source: RefSeq, a predicted model, not a curated record